Messenger RNA from Opisthorchis viverrini, 339 nucleotides. RefSeq lists its product as hypothetical. NCBI's taxonomy places the organism in Eukaryota, Metazoa, Platyhelminthes, Trematoda, Opisthorchiida, Opisthorchiidae. The record is from RefSeq and is a predicted model, not a curated record. The coding region runs from base 1 to 339 and encodes 112 amino acids. The transcript has 2 exons.
AUGCCACCAGAAGGAAGCUUCAGGGCUGGGAUACUAGCAGACUUCCGAAGCCUAGAUAAUAGCAGUCGAGAUGUCGGGAUCGGAUUCGAAGCAUGGACUUUCCGCUCAGUCCGUGGUUCAAACCCGACCUCUUCCUCUCGACUUCCCCUGUCUGGGCUUGGGCAACCUGGCAGUACCCCAGCCCUCGUGCAACCUUCGGGUGGCAUGGCAGUUAGGCACCGAAAGGAUGCUAUAGCUGAACGAUUUCUACCUACACUUGGUGCGUCAUCUGCUUCCGUUGUAGUAGAUCGUAGGAUGGAAUGCGAUGGUUCGGAGAUAAUUAUCAGGCCAUCCGGCUAG